AUGAUAAAUUCUACAACGAAGUGUGAGUUUCAAGACGGUCGUGAGGGCAGCGUAGACUUUCACCACGCAAUGGCUUCUUUACCUUCUAUGGACAUUAAUCACCUCCUCAGCGCAGUCGAUCAGGAUUUACAUCAACAACAACCUCAACAACAGCAAAAUGAUAACAAACAUGGCAAUAACGCAAACGAUAACAAUCCAGAGCGACAUCUGAAUGUUGUGCUCGAAGACCGGGAAUUAUGGGAGAAAUUCAAGGAGUUUACAAACGAGAUGAUUGUCACAAAGAACGGAAGACGCAUGUUUCCAGUAUUCCGAGCCAGUGUGACGGGUUUGGACCCGAAUGCAAUGUACACACUUCUGCUAGACUUCAUACAGGUGGACGCUCACAGGUGGAAAUACGUCAACGGAGACUGGGUACCCGGAGGUAAGGCUGAACCAGCAGUGCCCAGUUGUGUGUACAUCCACCCGGAUAGCCCUAACUUUGGAGCUCACUGGAUGAAGGAGCCGGUAAACUUCAGCAAAGUCAAACUAACCAAUAAACUAAACGGCGGCGGUCAGAUCAUGCUGAACUCUCUACACAAGUACGAACCCAGACUCCACGUGGUCAGAGUCAACUCCAGAACCCAGAAGAAAACCAUCCUGACGUUCAGCUUUCCGGAAACACAGUUCAUCGCCGUCACCGCUUACCAGAACGAGGAGAUUACCGCCCUGAAGAUUAAACACAACCCAUUCGCCAAGGCCUUUCUGGAUGCGAAAGAAAGACCUGACCAGCGAGAUUACAUCGAUGACCCCACGUGUGCCCAGGAGAGAUCCCUAUCACACUUUGCCGCCCCCUGGUACUUAGCCCCGGGCCCCGCUCACACUCUAGUCCCGCCCCCAGCCCAUCAGUUCGCCCCACACCUGGGCCUGGGGAACCCUCACUGCGACAGACUGACUUUCAGGAACUCCAGGCAGGGAUACCACCCUUACCAGCGCCGAUCGCCACCUCAUCCUGGUAAUUUGCUAUCAAAUAAUAAACUUCCAUGCUUCGACCCACAGGGUUCUGCGGGAGGUAGUGGCAGCUCUAGCAGCAGUCCACAAGGCACGCAGCACACUUCCGGUUUUGAGCAUUCAGUUUGUGACCUCAACGCUUUUGCACUCAAUGUAUCGCACACACCACGCCCAGUCGACGCUUCACGCGGAACUUGGAGCCCAUUGGCUUCCCCACCUUUAUGA
Molecule: messenger RNA, 1212 nt
Organism: Candidula unifasciata
Lineage: Eukaryota; Metazoa; Mollusca; Gastropoda; Stylommatophora; Geomitridae
Source: the annotation of a GenBank genome assembly